Betta splendens (Siamese fighting fish) is the source of this 5560-nucleotide messenger RNA. It is a transcript of the gene mrc1a, whose product is annotated as mannose receptor, C type 1a. Gene Ontology annotation, molecular function: signaling receptor activity. The record is from RefSeq and is a predicted model, not a curated record. The coding region runs from base 875 to 5188 and encodes 1437 amino acids. The transcript is spliced from 30 exons. Lineage: Eukaryota; Metazoa; Chordata; Actinopteri; Anabantiformes; Osphronemidae.
UGUAAAAUCUAAUUACACACUCUGUAAGAACACGUAUUGAUAUUUUAGCAUCACAGGUAUUAAUUCCAUACUACAUUUGAUUUUCCUCUUGUCAUCCAAAGGCCCUUUACGAAUGUGUGUGCUUGUUCCACAUACUGUAUAUAUACAUAUUUUUUAACUUGUGUCUGAGCAGCUCUUCUAUAUAUUCCUGCAGUUUUAGGCCUGAGCGGUUGGAUCUCCACAUCUCAUAGAAAGCAGGAUUUCCUGCUGUCCUUCUUCUCUACAGCCAUUCUCUCCUCAUCCGAACCCUCGCUGACCCCCUGGAGACUCCCAUCCCAUGAAAAGAGUCAGCGAAAUGCCACCAACCUCAUUUAAUACUCACAGAGGAACCUGAGACAGUCUUCAACUCUUGUGUGAUUCAGUUGAAUCCUCGGUCUGUCUUGUUGAGGGACAUUUCCUCUCAGGGUUCAUUAGGCAGGCGCAGAUGUAGCUAUUUAUAGUAGAUCAAAAACCUCUGAUGAAGGCGAUACAUUGAACUUUAAGCCUGUUUGUAUAAAUUAACUCUUAAAAUGAGUCCCCUGUCGUCUUUGAUUUAUUAAAAAUAGAUGAAUUACUUCCAUGAAGCUGCUGACGGUCAUGUUCUUGUUUAAUAGCAUCAGAGCUUGUUUCUCUUCCCUCCUCCUGCCUUCCCAUUCUCUGCCACUAGUUCUUAGAAGCUCGCGGCAUUUCCACCCGUUUGACCAAUGUGGCCCAUGUGACAGGAUGUCCAUCAGUGUGAUUAAGGAGGGACGACACCGUCUCUGUCAGUGCCUCUCUUCACACACCUUAACACUCACUCACAACUGGAUCCCUCUUCUCCACCUCCUCCUCCACUGGCUGCUGGACAUCAAGGAUAAUGUUACCCUGUUUACAUUUAGCUGUGGGUCUCUGUCUCCUGCAAGUCCUCUGCAUCACUGCUGAUGUAGACAGCGGCUCCUUCCUGAUCUUCAAUGAAGACCACAAGAAGUGCGUGAAGGUGGUAAGCGCCACUUCGGUCACGGCGGCUCCCUGUGAUCCUCACGCCAAAGAGCAGCAGUUCCGCUGGGCCUCGGAGUCGCGCCUCCUGAGCCUGUCCCUGAAGCUCUGCCUGGGGGCCACAGAGAUAAAGGACUGGGUGAAGGUGGUCCUCUUUGAAUGCGAUGAGAAAAAUAACCUGCAGCAUUGGCAGUGCAAGAACGAGACCCUGUUCGGACUGAAAGACCAGGACUUGCACUUGAACUGGGGCAAUCGCAAUGAGAGGAACAUAAUGAUCUACAAAGGCUCGGGUGUCUGGAGUCGCUGGUUGAUAUAUGACACCAAGGGUGACCUUUGCUCCAGGGGAUAUCAAGAGGUUUUCACAAUCGGGGGCAAUGCGUUCGGAGUGCCGUGUCAGUUCCCGUUUAAGUUCCAAGAGAAGUGGUACGCCGAGUGCACAAAGGACGGGCGCUCAGACGGACACCUGUGGUGCGCAACCGAGCGGGACUAUGAUACAACAAGGAAGUGGGGCUUUUGUCCAUCAAAACUACCCUCAGGUUGGGACACCGACCCAGUCACAGGGGUUCAGUAUCAGAGGAACCCUCAGUCGAUCCUGACCUGGCACCAGGCGAGGAAGAGCUGCCAGCAGCAGGAUGCGGAUCUCCUCAGCAUCGUCGAGCUCCACGAGCAGUCGUACAUUUCAGGCUUGACUAAUAAUCUGGGAACGUCUCUGUGGAUUGGACUGAACAGCUUGGACUUUGACAGUGGAUGGCAGUGGAGCAACGGAAACCCAUUCAGAUAUUUAAACUGGGCUCCAGGUCAUCCGUCUUCAGAGCCAGGCCAUACCUGUGCAACCAUGAACACUGCCAAAACCUCGAAAUGGGAAAGCAGCCUCUGCACCAAGAAGCUUGGUUACAUUUGCCGUAAAGGAAACUCUACGAAUCUACCCGCUCCACUAAUCAAGGACCAGCCCAGCUUCUGCCCCAGUCAAUGGGUUCCUUACGGAGGUAACUGCUACUACUUGGACAGGACUAAAAGGAUGUGGAAGGAUGCUUUGGCCACAUGCCACAAGGAGGGGGCAGACCUGGCCAGCAUACACAGCAUAGAAGAGCAGAGCUUCAUCAUCUCUCAGUCCGGAUAUUUGCCGACAGACGUGCUCUGGAUUGGACUGAACGACCAGAGGAACCAGCUGCUGUUUGAAUGGUCCGAUCACUCUCACGUCACCUUCACCCAGUGGCAGACUGGUGAGCCGUCUCAUGCCACCAACUUCCAGGAAGACUGUGUCCUAAUCAGCGGAAAGGACGGGAGGUGGGCAGAUCACAUGUGUGAGAAGACAUGUGGAUACAUCUGUAUGAAGAAGGCCUCGGUUAAACAGGCUGGAGGCUCUCAGGAAGAGGCCAACCCAGGGUGUCAGCAUGGAUCAGUCAGGUUUGGUUCAUACUGUUAUAACAUCGGAGCGGAGAAAAAAACCUUCGACGAGGCCAAGUUGGCAUGCUCAGAGGCCGGGGCUAGUCUGCUUGAUGUGGCUAACAGGUAUGAGAAUGCCUUCCUGGUCAGCCUGGUGGGUCUGAGGCCAGAGAAGUAUUUCUGGACCGGUUUGUCCAACAGGGUGAAUAGACACAUAUUUAAGUGGAGCAAUGGAAGACAGGUCACGUUCACUCACUUUAAUGUGGACAUGCCAGGCAUGAUAAAAGGAUGUGUCGCCAUGGCAACCGGUUCUUUUGCCGGACUAUGGGACGUCGUCAGCUGCUACGACAAGGAGAAGUACAUCUGCAAAAAACGGGCGGACGGCGUCCAGUUUUCGACAGUGGCGCCGACCACCGUGGCCCUGACCUGUGCAGCCGGGUGGAAGCCCGUCGCCAAAAGAAGCGUCUGCUACAAGCUUUACAAAAAAAAGGGCGAACUGAAGAAGACUUGGCACGAGGCGCGCAGCUUCUGCCAGGCCAUUGGCGGGGAUCUGAUGAGCAUACACAGCAUGAACGACCUGAGCUAUGUUUCGUUUUACGGCAAGGAUGCGGCUUGGAUCGGCUUCAACUCCCUCGGUGCCAGACAAGGCUUCGUGUGGACUGAUGAGUCACCUAAUGAUUUUGAUAAUUGGGGCUAUGGGGAACCAAACAACUACAAUAACAACGAACAUUGUGCAGAAGUCCAGUAUUACUACGGACGGCACUGGAAUGAUCGCCACUGUGAGACCUACAACGACUGGAUCUGCCAGAUACGCAAAGGUAUUCAACCCAAACCUGAACCUGCCAUUGUUGUACCAGUGUACAACACCACAGAAGACGGCUGGGUCAUAUACAACGACUCUCAGUAUUUCAUCAACAAUGACAAGCUUAGCAUGGAAGCAGCCAGAGCCUUUUGCAGGAAGAACUUCAGCGAGCUCGUAGUCAUCACCGGGGAGAAUGAGAGGAGGUUCCUGUGGAAACAGGUACAGAAAGGUAAUGAGGAACAGUACUACAUCGGUAUGAUAGUGAAUUUGGAUAAGUCAUUUAGCUGGCUUGAUGGCAGCCAAGUAACCUACACAGCCUGGGAGCACAACGAGCCCAACUUUGCGAACAACGAUGAGAAUUGCGUGACUAUAUACAAGAGUAUGGGUUACUGGAACGAUAUUAACUGUGGCCUCGAGCUGCCCUCUAUUUGCAAAAGAAGCAGUAGUUUCAUCAAUACAACAGUGGUUCCCACUACUGUUCCCAAGGGCGGAUGUGCACCAGAGUGGCUGACUUUCCAAGGAAAGUGCUACAAGUUUGUUUUUGGCCCUGAAAAGAAAGAUUGGCUUGGAGCCCGUACGCACUGCAUAAACCAAGGAGGCAAUUUAGUCUCCAUCCACGAUGAGAGAGAACAAGCAUUCCUAACAACACAGGUCAUUAAUUCUAAUGACGACUUUUGGAUUGGCUUGAAUGAUAUCAACUGGGAGAUGCGCUUUUUGUGGACAGAUGGCAAAGGCGUUUCAUAUACCAACUGGGCCAAAGGCCACCCAGCGUCAGUCCCCUACGAAGGACACCAGUUCUUGGACCCGACGUAUGACUGUGUGAUUAUGGUGGGCACCCGCUCCAAGCUUAUAGGCUACUGGGAAGUGAAGGACUGUAACUCACAAAAAGCAUUCAUCUGUAAAAGAAACAUCGAUUCUCAGAUUGCCGUCCUGCCCACCACUGCGCUACCGAGGGCUUUUCACAAGUUUGGCAAUGACUCCUACAAGCUGGUGGCCCAGAAGAUGAGAUGGGACGAGGCGAGGAGGCAGUGCCAAGCCGACGAUGCCGACCUGGCCAGCAUCCUGUCUCCUUUCAUCCAGGCAUACGUCACGCUGCAGAUUUCCAAACACAACGAGCCUGUGUGGAUUGGGCUCAACAGCAACGUGACUGGUGGUCGAUACAGGUGGGUCGAUAACUGGAUGCUGUCUUACGCCAAAUGGGGCAAAGAUGAGCCUAAAAUCAACUACGGCUGCGUGUAUAUGGAUGUGGACAAAACAUGGAAGACUGCACCGUGCACUAAUUCCUACUAUUCCCUCUGUAAGAGGUCACAAGAUGUAGCUCCCACUGAUCCCCCACAGCUUUCUGGCACCUGUCCAGAACCAAAGAAGCAACGGACCUGGAUCCCUUUUAGAGGCCAUUGCUAUGUCUUCCUCAGCUCCAUGGCAGAGAGCUGGGCCCGAGCCACCGUGGAAUGUCUGAAAAUGGGCGCUUCUCUGGUCAGUAUUGAGGACCCUCUGGAGAGUCGCUUCAUACAACAGAAUCUGGAGGUUCUGAAGGAUAGUGCCAGAGCCUUCUGGAUCGGCCUGUACAAAACCUACGAGGAUGAGUGGAUGUGGAUCGAUAGCAGCGUCUUGGACUACACCAACUGGAAAAAAGGAAUGCCAAAGUCAGGCAUGUGCGUAGACAUAGAUUCUGAAAGUGGAGAGUGGAAAACAAACACCUGCCUCGAAUACAGAUCCUACAUUUGCAAAACACCCAAAAUCAUUAAACCCACAGAGAAGCCUCCGUCUAUUGACCAUGUAAUUGAAGAACCGACCCAUGGCUCCGCUGGAGUGACUGUGGCUGUGAUACUGAUUGUAGUGGCCAUCGCUGGACUUGGCGCCUUCUUUUUCGUUCGUAAAAAGAUCCCGCCCCGCGUCCUGGGAGAAAGCGCCUUUGACAACAAGUUGUACUUCAACAAUCCCAUGCGAUCGUCCGUGGACACCAAGGACCUGGUGGCCAACAUCGAGCAAAAUGAACAAGCGUAGAGAGAGUCGGCCUCAGGGACACAAUCAGUGACAUCACCGUCAUGAGGGAUUUCUUCCUUGAAACUGAGUGCUGCAGUGUUUUCCAUUUUCUAAAGGACUGGAUCAAAUCUACUGGUCAUUAUAAUUGUUAUGAUAAGUGGUAAAAGCACUGACGAGAUAAUAUGUGUAAACAAUUUAAGAUUAACUUUAUUGUGAAGUGGAAAUGUGGACAAGUGUUUUUAACUAAUCAACAUGAAAACAAGUGUAACAAUUUAAAGAUGUUUGUAAUAUAAUUAAUCUUUCUCAGCUAUUUUGCUUCGUUCGUUGUUUAAAAGCUUGUUUCAAGCUUAGGUUGUAGAUAGAUUCUCAAUAAAAAUGUUAGAAACAACUAAA